AUGUUAAGUCUGAUUACUUCAAGGAACUAUUCAUUCACAAAACCAUUCAUCUCAUCAUCAUCAUUCAAAUCAAAACCAAUCAUUAAAAGAUCAUUCUAUUCAUCCAACAAGAAUCUUAAACCAGUCUCAUUAGCUUUUGAUCAUUUCUUACCAACUGGUGAAUUACAAUCAGAUCAAAUCAUCAAGAAAUCAAUUAUUGAAGAUCCUAUUAUCAUCUUACAUGGUUUAUUCGGUUCACGUCAGAAUUGGAGAACUUUAGCUAAAAGGAUCUCUCAGAAUACCAAUCGUGAAGUAUUUGUUUUAGAUCAAAGGAAUCAUGGUGAAAGUCCUGCUACGAUUGGAAACACAACUUAUGAUGAUUACGCUUCUGAUAUUGAAGCCUUUAUUAAUGAAAACCAACUAAAGAAUGUGAAUUUAAUUGGUCAUUCAAUGGGUGGUAAAGUAGCCAUGACAGUAGCUUUGAAUCCUAAUGGUUCAACUACGAUUAAGAAAUUAAUCGUUGUGGAUAUUUCUCCAAUGAAAGGAAAAAUUUCAGAUGAAUUUAAAACUUAUUUAAAUGGAAUGAAAGAAAUUAAUUUAAGGAAAGUUGGAACGAGAAAAGAAGCAGAUGAAAUUUUAAGUCGAUUUGAAAAAGAAAUCGAGAUUCGUCAAUUCCUUUUAACUAAUUUAAAAAAACUUAAUCAUCAAUAUCAAAUCCAAUUAUCACUAGAAGCUUUAACCCAACAAAUCACAAGUAAUGAAGUAGGAGAUUUUCCAUACGAUCUGACUACUAAUCCAACACCAAUUUCUACAUAUCAAAACCCUACUAUGUUUAUUAAAGGUAAAUCAUCUAAAUAUAUUAAUCGUCAUUCAUUGGAUCCUAUGAAGAAAUUGUUUCCUAAUCAUCAACUUAUCGAAUUUGAUGUUGGUCAUUGGGUUCAUGCUCAAAAACCAAAAGAGUUUCUUGAAAGUGUAACUGAAUUUAUUAAUAAAUCAUCAACUUGA
Melampsora larici-populina 98AG31 is the source of this 984-nucleotide messenger RNA. RefSeq names its product alpha/beta hydrolase. The record is from RefSeq and is a predicted model, not a curated record. NCBI's taxonomy places the organism in Eukaryota, Fungi, Basidiomycota, Pucciniomycetes, Pucciniales, Melampsoraceae. Bases 1 to 984 code for a protein of 327 amino acids. The transcript has 5 exons. Gene Ontology annotation, cellular component: mitochondrion.